Messenger RNA from Drosophila nasuta, 3670 nucleotides. RefSeq names its product sarcomere length short (gene sals). The coding region runs from base 578 to 3523 and encodes 981 amino acids. The record is from RefSeq and is a predicted model, not a curated record. NCBI's taxonomy places the organism in Eukaryota, Metazoa, Arthropoda, Insecta, Diptera, Drosophilidae. Gene Ontology annotation, molecular function: actin binding. The transcript has 9 exons.
UGCCGAGCAAAAUUCUCUCUCGCCUGCGUUUUACCACCGUAUUUAGUUGUCACACUGUGCAACUGCUUUCUGUUGCUCAUCGUCGGCAGCAGAUUUUAAAUAAAUAGCACAGCACAACAACAUCACGCACAACGCGAGCGCGAACAACAAACAUUCAACAAACGUACAAAAAUAAAAGAAUUAUAUAGAGAAAAAAAAAAGAAAAGAAUUGGAAAAAAGCAACGGCAAUUUGAAAUAACUUUUGGACAAGUGGAGAGUGAACCAACCGAGUGGAGGUGUGCCACCCCGGCCCCCGUCCUCGCCCGCGCCCAUCAUCAUCGCAGCGACAAGCCAACAGCCGCCAACGUCGUUGGUGCUAAUGUGCAAAGUUUUGUGUUUUCAUCAGCAACAACAACAACAACUACAACUAGAACAACAAGAGUGAAAAAAAUCAGAGAAAAUUAUUUAAAAAGUGUGUGCAAAUAGACGACGAAAAGUGGGCGACCAGAGUGGCUGGCAGCAGCAACAACAACAAUAACAAGAAUAAAAACCCCUGGAGAAUUAACAGAACGGAAAACAGUUGCCGAGUUUGCUAAAAAUGCCCUUCGUGACACCCCGUAGCACAACAAGCGCUGGCAGCGGCGGCGGCAGCGGCAGCGGCAGCAGCGGACGUACCACAUUUCGUCCGCCGUGGGUGAAGGAGGAUGCGGCCACCACAAAGCCAGCGACAACGCCCUGGGCCAAGAAGGCAACCGCCAACGCGACCAAGGAAAAUGGCGAAAAGGCACCGGCAACCGCAGCAACCACAGCGACAACGACCACGACAGCCAACAGCAAAGUAAAGGCAGCGCCCGAAAAAACAACAACCACUGCGGUGGCCAAGAAGUCAGCUGAGCCAGCUAAGAAAUCAGCUGCGGAGCCCGUCAAGAAACCAGCAACAGCUGCUCCAGCGACCACAACAGCAGCUGCCAAAAAGAACGCCGAACCCAUUGCUAAGAAGGUGACGGUGCCGGUGAAGAAAGCAGCUCCAGAGCCCGCAAAGAAAGCAGCUCCCGAACCUGUGAAGAAGGCAGCGCCAGAGCCAGUAAAGAAAGCGGCAGCAAGUGUGGUAACAAAGAAGCUGCCGGCUAAGAAGAAGGAACCCACGCCACCGCCAGAGUCAUCCUCUGAGGAAGAGGAGAGCGAAGAGGAAGAAGAGGAAAGUGAAGAAGAAACCGAGUCCGAGGAAGAAGAGACCGAGGAGGAGGAAACCGAUGACGACGAGGACGAAGACGAAGACGACGAUGAUGAUGAUGAUGACGACGAUGAUGAUGACGACACCACAAUGGAGGCCAAGGUGCCAGAGCAUGUUAAGAAAGCCGCACAACUGCGCCCAACGCAGGUCAACAAACGAACGGAGCCGCAGGAAAGUGAGUUGACACAGCGUUUCACCCUAGAGAAACCCAAAUUGCGCAGCGUUGUUGUCAAGCGGGAUAAAUCAAUGAAAAAGGUUGCGCCCGAGGACGACGACGAAGCCGUCGAGGGUGAAACCGAGGAGGAGCGUGAGCGUCGCUUGCGCUUUAAACUUGAGAAACCAAAGCUGAGGCAUGUGAAGCGCGAGGAGAAACCGUUGCCCAGCAAGAGCACAGAUAAUCUGCUCAAGAUUCGUCCAGUGCUUAAAAAGGUACCCAAAGUUGAUGAAAUACUUAAAGAACCCAAAGAAGAACCCAAGCCCGAGUUCAAAACCAAAACCCUGAGGAAAGCGCCCUCAAUAAAGCGCGAACCGAGCAUAAAAAAUGUUCCAGCGCCUCCGCCGCUGCCAUCUCUGGUUCCAAAGGCACCACCACCACCACCGCCCCCAUUGGCUCCCGGCGAGAAGCGCGUGCUAUCCGAAACGCAGAAGAAAACGCUCGAAAAGCUGAAAACACGACCACGCCGACGACCAGACUGGUCCGAGAUGAUGAAGGAGGUCGAGAGCGGCAAAAAGCUUCGCCAUGUGGCAUGCAACGAUAGAUCUCAGCCCAUAUUGACGUGCAAAUCAAUGACCAAAGUGGACGACAAGUUCAUAUACGAAACAGAAAAGGACAAUUCGCACAACAAGCUGCUCAAGCAGAUCCAAGGUGGAGUUCGCCUACGUCCAACACAGACAAACGAUCGCAGCAAACCCAUCCUUGAAGGUUUGCGCAAGUUCCGUCGCCAGAAGACUAUUGAGGAGCAGCUUCUCAAGUCCCAAUCGAAGGUUAAUAUGUUAAGUGAGGCGCCUAGCAGCCAUGCCCUGGGACCAGGAGCGAAUGCUAGUGCCCUUGGAGCUGGUAGCUCGAGGCCCAGUAUUGUGUCAGCCAUGUCGAUUGAUGAGGAAAGUCCCGAUGAGUUGGAUGACAUCGACAAGAUUCGUGACGAUCUGCAGAGCACAAAGCAAAUGCUGGCCAUGGAGCUGCGCAAUCGUGAGGCGCAGGAGCGUGAGAACAAGAAACUGCUGGCGAAGAUUAGGACUUUAGAAACGGAACUGGAGCGAGAGAAGUCGAGAGAGAAGAAUUUGGAGUACGGAUCAAAUGUCAUUGUUGCCACCAUGGAUCCAACGCCAACGUCGGAGCAAGCGUAUGUCAAUUCGUUGAAACGUGAAGUGGAAGAUGCGAGAAAGGUAUCCAAGGAGGUGGAACAGAACUAUCACGAUACCAGCGAACUGCUCGUCGAUGCGAAAACGGAAAUCGAGGAACAAAAGCGACAGAUACAAUUGCUGGAGCGCAAAUUGGCAGCGGCGCUGCAGGGCAAUACGACGCCAAGCACUAACAGACCGCAUAUUAGUAUUUGCUUUGCUUACGACGAUGACAACGAUGAUUACUACGACCAGUUGAACUCCAAUUAUGGUAAUCACGGCCUGAACAAGGGUGGCGGCUCAUUAGAUGGAUCGAGGAGACCAAGCGAUGUGCACUUUGGACGCGACAGCUCGCCAGAACUGGAUCUAGAGCUUAGUGAAAGCGAUCCCGAUGAACCCGAGGAAAAGAAGACAGAGCGAAGAGAACGACGACUGGGCAAGGAGGUGAAAGUGUUACGCAGCAAACUGACCAAACUCAAGGUCAAGGAGGAGGCAGCCAAGAAAGAGAAGGAUGCACUGAAGCAGGCUAUGAAGAAGAAUCAUGUUAUACUCAAGGAGGAAAACAAAAAGUUCAAGAAGCUGGAGAAAGAAGUGCAGAAGAUGGCUGCAUCCAUGAAGCUGGACGAAGACGAAUUAGACGGCGAAGAUAAAGACGACGAAGAAGAAGCCGAAGCAGAGGAGGAGGAAGAGGAAGAAUCUGAAGAAGAGUCGGAGGAAUCUGAAUCAGAAGAAAGCGGAGAGGAAUCAGGCAGCGAAUCAGAGGCAGAGGACUCCGCCAACUCCGCCAAAAAGGGAAAUCUGGAGCCGAGGGUGAAGAAGCACGAGAGUCGCUUUGCCGCAAUGAAGAAGUGCAACGUUCUGCUGCAGGCGAAUGUGGACAAUUUGCAGGAUCAAAUUUCACAGGUGCGUUCCAGGGCAACGAAUCUGCAGGACGAACUGGAUGCCGUAAUUGCCGAUUUGGGUUUCUAAAUACAACACCAACAGCAGCAGCAGCAACAACAACUGCGAACAGCUGAAGCCAACAAUCGAAUCGAAUGUACAACGUGUUUGUUUUCUGUUUGCGUAGUGUUCCUUUUUUCAAUGUAUUUAAAUAUAAUAAUAUUAUCAAAACAUGUA